Telopea speciosissima is the source of this 3206-nucleotide messenger RNA. Its product is annotated as auxin response factor 5-like. Gene Ontology annotation, biological process: regulation of DNA-templated transcription; response to hormone. Lineage: Eukaryota; Viridiplantae; Streptophyta; Magnoliopsida; Proteales; Proteaceae. The transcript is spliced from 14 exons. Bases 322 to 3198 code for a protein of 958 amino acids. The record is from RefSeq and is a predicted model, not a curated record. Gene Ontology annotation, molecular function: protein binding; DNA binding. Gene Ontology annotation, cellular component: nucleus.
AGGUUUUGUUCCUCGGUUUUGGAUUUUGAGCAUUGGCGCUUCACUUUUGUCGAUAUUGGAAAUUUUCUUCCUUUCCUCGGAGUAAAUGAUAUUCUGUGGCUGAGGUUUGUAAGUUUGUGGGGAAGAUGAGAUUUUGUGACGUGAUUAUCGUUUGUCCUGUGGUUUUCUGGAGGGAAGGUCAGAUUUUGAGAUGUCUUCGUUGGGUUUUCAGCUGUGGUGAGAAGGUUUCUGCAACUGGAGUUUUGGCUGGGGAAGGUUAAGGAGAAGAUGAGUUCUUCUCAUCCAUUAUUCUAAUUUCGCAAAAGCUAAGGGAUUUUAAGAAUGGCCUCCGUUAAUGAGAAGAUCAAAACAGGAGGGUUGGUGAAUGGAACUACGACUCUGCUUCAAGAGAUGAAAAUGUUGAAGGAGUUUCAAGAUCAGUCUGGGGUACGGAAGAUCAUAAACUCUGAGCUUUGGCACGCUUGUGCUGGACCACUUGUUUCCUUGCCGCAGGUCGGCAGCCUCGUUUACUACUUCCCCCAAGGACACAGCGAACAGGUGGCUGUAUCAACUAAAAGAACAGUUAGAUCACAUAUCCCAAACUACCCAAAUCUUCAAUCCCAGUUGCUGUGCCAAAUUCACGAUGUCACACUACAUGCAGACAAAGACACUGAUGAGAUAUAUGCACAACUGAGUCUUCAGCCAUUGGACUCUGAAAAAGAUAUAUUCCCUGUUCCUGAUUUUGGAUCAAAGCCAAGUAAGCAUCCAACUGAGUUCUUCUGCAAGACUCUGACUGCCAGUGAUACAAGCACACAUGGUGGCUUCUCAGUUCCCCGCAGAGCAGCAGAAAAGCUCUUCCCGCCAUUGGACUAUUCAAUGCAACCUCCAAUUCAGGAGCUUGUAGUUCGAGAUUUGCAUGAUAAUACAUGGACGUUUCGUCACAUAUACCGCGGGCAGCCGAAGCGUCAUCUUCUUACAACUGGUUGGAGUGUGUUUGUGGGUGCUAAAAGGCUUAGAGCAGGUGAUGCUGUUCUAUUUAUAAGGGAUGAGAAAUCACAGUUAUUGCUGGGUGUGAGGCGUGCAAACCGUCAGCAAAAUGCACUGCCAUCAUCAGUUAUUUCAGCUGAUAGCAUGCACAUUGGGGUCCUCGCAGCUGCAGCCCAUGCUGUUGCUAAUCAAAGCCCCUUUACCGUUUUCUACAACCCUAGGGCAUGCCCUUCAGAGUUUGUCAUUCCUUUGGCCAAAUACCAAAAAGCUGUAUAUGGUAGCCAGGUUUCAGUCGGUAGGAGAUUCGGAAUGAUGUUUGAGACAGAAGAUUCGGGCAAGCGCAGAUACAUGGGCACAGUUGUGGGUAUCAGUGUCUUGGACCCCUUGGGGUGGCCUGGUUCAAAAUGGAGAAAUCUUCAGGUCGAAUGGGAUGAAACUGGAUGUGGAGAAAUGCAGAAUAGGGUUAGUUUAUGGGAGAUAGAGACCCCUGAAAGUCUCUUCAUUUUUCCUUCAUUGACUUCUGGUCUCAAACGACCUUUACAUCCUGGAUAUGUGGGGGCAGAAAUGCAAUGGGGAAAUCUCAUGAAAAGGUCAUUUGCAAGUUUACCGGGAAAUGUAACUGAUCUUCCAUGUUCCAUGACGGGUUCAGAACAGCUGAUGAAGUUGCUUCUCAGAUCCCAAACCGUUAAUCCAGUUGGCUCCUUGUCUGCUGCCCUACCAGCUAGUGUAACUAAAGCAACUCCAAUACCUGAGGCAGAAUUGCUGAAACAGACUUCAGUCCAACAGAAACCUCAACAACAUUCAGACAACACUUUGCUGCAAAAUCAGAAUCCUCCUGAGCACUGCCCCAAUCUGCAAUCGACCAUAGAUGCAAAUUUGGCAUUACAAGCAUAUUUAUGUGAAAAUGUGCAGCCUCUAAAUAAAUUUCAAAAGCAAUUGCCAAUCCAAACACAUGUUGAGAAACUGGAAACAGCACCUAUGGUUGCAACAGACCAGCUGAGCCAAUUGCCUUCCUUGGGAAACUGCAGUGAAGACAAAUUGAGUGAGGGCUCCAAGAAUCCUCCAAACCUUGGAAAUGGACUAUUAUUCUUGAAUCAGGGGGGUUUGCAUUUGCAGACAGGUCUGCGCUUUUCUCAGCAGCAGGGAUCAAAUACUGGCUUCCCACUUCAAAUCGAUGCGUUGCAAUUGGACGCAAACAAUCAAAAUGGCUUACUUCCCUACCCUAGUAACCUCUCAUCUCAGUACUUGGAUGCUGAUGAUUGGGUGUUGCAAUCUUGUAAUUUUCAAUCACUUGCUGAAAAUCUGAAAACGCGAUCCUUUUCAGGGUUUGAUAAGCAAGAUACUUCAUUACUCUACCCAGAAGCAGUUAAUCCAAGCUUGCCUCCAUUGAGUCAAGAGAUGUGGAGCCCUCAAUUGAAUGACCUAAGGUUUCUACCUCAAGAAGUUCAACUUACUCCAUGUCAGCAACAAGAUUCAACUGCCCUUCAUAGUGUAUCCAAUUCAUGUGGAUUGAGAUAUUCUUCUGAAGAAAGUAAUAACCAGAGUGAUAUAUACAGUGGUUUUCAUUUGGAGUUGAGCAAUGAUGAAAGCACUGUGGUUGAUCCUUCUUCUGUGACCAGCACAGUCUUGGAGGGGUUUGGUACCUUGAGUGAUGCUGCUUUCCAGAAUCCUUCUGACUGCUUGCUUGGUAACCUCACUUCAAGUCAAGAUGUUCAGUCUCAGAUAACGUCGGCAAGCCUGGCAGACUCUCAAGGCUUCUCUUUCCAAGAGUUCCCAGACAAUUCAGGAGGAACAUCUUCAAGCAACAUGGAUUUUGACGAGAGUAGUCUCUUGCAGAAAGGCUCAUGGCAACAAGUAUCUCAACCCCUGCGAACAUAUACAAAGGUUCAGAAACUAGGUUCCGUGGGAAGGUCUAUUGAUGUUACAAGGUUUAAUAACUACGAGGAACUACGUAACGCGAUUGCAUGUAUGUUUGGACUUGAGGGGCUGAUUGAUGAUCCAAGAGGUUCAGGGUGGAAACUUGUUUAUGUUGACUAUGAGAAUGAUGUUCUUCUAGUAGGCGAUGAUCCAUGGGAGGAAUUUGUGAGUUGUGUUCGUUGCAUCAGAAUUCUGUCGCCAUCUGAAGUUCAGCAGAUGAGUGAAGAGGGGAUGCGGAUUAUCAGCAACACUUUAGUGGAGGGAACAAAGGAUCUGAUAUCAGAUGCUGGCCAUGCGUGGAAUGGCUCUGCCUGAUUCUUGUA